AUGCAAAUUAUUAAGCUCUUCAAUAAAUCUUAUGAUGUACCAACUGGAAUAAUUAGUUCCAGAUUCCUUACUAAAAAUGGAAGGAAAAUUACUCUAAUCCUAUCUGAUUCAAAACUUUAUCGAACUUCUGACAAAGGUGUAAAAAUGGUUUCUUUAAGCAGCCAUCUGCGUUUUUAAAUUAAAUCAAACAAAUAACAGAAUUCCCUAUUGUUAGAGACUGACUUAUUAUCUAAACCGAUAGAAUAUUAAUUUAUUGAAUAACCAGGGAUGUGGGAAAUCUUUCUAAAAUAGAAAUUACCACUGAUGGAUUACCAAAAAUAUUAUGAAAUUGAAAAAUUAAUUGGUAGUGGUAGUUUUGCCAGCGUUUAUAUUGGAAAAUCAAAGGCUGACGGUACUAAAGUAGCAAUUAAAGCAUUUCUUAAAAAAAUGCUCAUGUUACAAGAUCCAACAUAAUGGAGAGAAUAAAUUGACAAUGAAGUAAAAGUAAUGAAAUAUAUGAAUCAUCAAAAUAUAUUAAAAUUGUAUGAUGUUUUUGAAAAAAAAGCUCAAAUUUACUUAAUCACUGAAUUAUGUAGAGGUGGCAACUUAGAUUAAGCAAUAAAAAAGUUAGAAGAACCAUUGCCAUUUCUAACUGUGAAAGUAAUUUUUCGAUAAAUUGUAGAAGGAAUCAAAUAUAUGCAUGAUAUAGGUUUGAUGCAUAGAGACAUAAAACCAGGGAAUAUUCUUUUUAGAAAACCAGUCUCCCUUAAGUAAUUUGGUUUAUCAGCCUAAGACAUUUCUUCCACAAUUUAAAAAUAACUUAAUGUUUAUUAAUUUUGUGGAUCCUAUGGUUAUAUGGCACCAGAGAUCUUUAUAUGUGAGGAAGACAAAUCUAAAUCAUAUAAUGAGAAAUGCGACGUAUUUAGUUUAGGAUGCUUACUUUAUGAAUUAACUACUACAAAACCACUCUUUUCAGGAAACAAUUUAAAGUAAUUAAAUAAAGAAUAUGAUUGUUUCGGAAAUAGAUAAUUAUUAAAUCUACUUAUGAAAAUGUUGAAUCCAAAACCUGACCAAAGGAUUUCGUGUUCGGAAGUGUUAAAUCAUCCUGUUAUGCAAGUUGAAUAUGAUGAAUAUGGAUGUCCAUUAUUUAAGGAUUAUAAAAAACCUGUUGCUUUAUCCAUAUAAAAACCAAGAGCAUCUUUAAAAUCCAAAAGUAAUGCUAUCCUGCCAUAAACAUCAAGGAGAAAUGAAACACAGUCAUUUAAGCGAUUAUCCCAAGUACUACCACCAAUUAAAAGAUUAAGCACGGAAGUGCAUAAUUGA
Molecule: messenger RNA, 1302 nt
Organism: Paramecium tetraurelia
Lineage: Eukaryota; Ciliophora; Oligohymenophorea; Peniculida; Parameciidae
Exons: 8
Biological process (GO): mitotic DNA damage checkpoint signaling; protein phosphorylation
Cellular component (GO): nucleus; cytoplasm
Molecular function (GO): ATP binding; protein serine/threonine kinase activity
Source: RefSeq, a predicted model, not a curated record